Exaiptasia diaphana is the source of this 2805-nucleotide messenger RNA. Its product is annotated as melanopsin-like. Gene Ontology annotation, biological process: G protein-coupled receptor signaling pathway. NCBI's taxonomy places the organism in Eukaryota, Metazoa, Cnidaria, Anthozoa, Actiniaria, Aiptasiidae. The record is from RefSeq and is a predicted model, not a curated record. Gene Ontology annotation, molecular function: G protein-coupled receptor activity. Gene Ontology annotation, cellular component: membrane. Bases 280 to 1401 code for a protein of 373 amino acids. The transcript has a single exon.
AUAUUAUAACCAUUGUUUACUUGCAGUGCUUCAACAAGGAAGAAAUUGUCCAACCAAYGUAAUAACAAAGGUUUAUAAGUACAUGCGGUGAUCAUUAAUUGAAAAGUCAAGGWAAAAAUGGUGAUGAGAAAUGAUCGGCGAAAGUGACUAACAACACGCCUCGUCAUUUCUACAAAUCGCGGUCGUUUUUUAAUCAAAACGUCUCAAGUUGACGACCUGUGAUAAUGAUUCUUAAUAUAACACCGCUGCUUUAACUACAGAAACAGUAAAAGACUUAGCAUGGGGUUGAAUGGGACUAUGCGGUCCCCUUUUAACGCUACGAAUUCCGUUGAUAAUAAUUUUGCGAACUAUUUUCGAGUUGAACUUGCUACAGCAGUGAUAUUGGUUGUGUUGAGUCCUCUAACAGUCGCUGCCAACUCUCUUCUUCUAUCYGCCAUCUACAAGGAUCCACUAAGGUGUUUUCGUACACCAACAACGUACUUUAUAGUUGGGCUUGCACUGUCUGACCUGGUGACCGGGUUAGUAGUAGAACCCGCCUUUAUCCUGAAAUAUCUGGCUCAUAAUAGCCAUUGUGGGUUGAAAGCUCGCUGCARACCUUCCAGUGGCUUCAUGAUGAUUUAUCGAAUCGGUGGUAUAAUAUCAACAAUAGCCAUAAGUUCAUCGUUUAUAGUAGUUCUAGCUUUAUCGAUAUCUCAAUACACGGCCAUCACGUUUCCACACAAGUACAAGAAGAUAGUCACCAAGAACCGAGUUGUAGUUUGUGUUUUUAUGAGCUGGUUGUAUUUUAUAUGCUUUAGUCUUCUGCAAUUUUCUGGCAUUGAUUUGUACACGUAUUUAAAAAUCGACCUUAUUUUACACGCGUCUACAAUCUCCAUAUUCUUGGGAGUUGCUCAUGCYUUGCUCUACUUAUCGUUCAGAAGGCACCUAACUCGUAGCUAUACCUGGAGAAGACGCAGUUUCUAUGAUAAACCCGAAAGCAAUGGAUCCUUAACAAGAAGCAGAAACAAGGAAAACAAGAAUCGACUUAAUGAGCGUCAAUUUACAAUUGUUACAUUUUAUUUAGCAGGAAUUUUACUUCUAUCAGCGUCGACUCACAACAUCGUCCUCUACGUUUAUUUCUUUGACACURGCAAAUCCUCGCAAGAAAAUGUAAACAUACAUAUUUUUCUUCGUGUCAGUGACAUGAUGUUAUUCAUCAAGGUAGCUCUUGAUCCGUUUAUUUACGCUUGGAGGCUGCCAACGUAUCGACGUGCUCUUAAAUUCACUAUAUGGACAAACAAACCUUACAAUGAGCAGCUACCAAAGGACAGACUUACACUAUUUCUAAAAGAAAAUAAAAAGAGCAGAUUGAUGGAUUCAGCGAGAUCGGGAAUAACACAGGGAACAGGUGCAAGUCCGUGAUAACUACGUUUCAUUACUUAAAAUUGACGUUUCACAACACGUUCGUUCCACUGUGCUUUUAGCGUGUCAGAUCUUGAUAUCAGAAUUUUACUAGAUUACUUUUUGGAAUUACGCUUUUUUGACCUGCGCGAUAGAUAGGGUGAGAUAGGGUGCCCCUAGAUAUAGUAGAGUCAAACUCUUCCCUUUUCUUUUUUCCUGGAGGAUUUAAACAAAUUAAAACAUAGUUUGGUUCCACAAAGGGGACCCUAUCUCGACAAACGCCCAUCAACGAGGUGGCAUAUAUUUCAUAAAGAUGAGAAUUUAGGUUCAGCUAUUAUAAUGUCUGUCAUUUUGCUCAUUGGCUCAUUUAACGGACGACUUAAGAAAUGACGUGACUUAUCUACAGCUUUUAAUUAGCUAUUGUUUCAUGCUUUCAUUAUAAAUCCCAAUCCUAGUUUUACUUAAAAUUCCAUUUUCUACGCUUAAAAACUGUCAGAUCCCAUUUUUUUAAUUUACACCUCCAUAACACCCUCUAAUUAAUCCUGAGUAAUAUUCGCUGGAAUUCUGACAGAUUAAGAUCAAAGCAACGGUUUAGKGGGUUGUCAAGGAGAAUAUUUUGUGACAGAGUUGUCUUAAGUUGGAGUGUUAUGACAGCCAACCCCACCUACGACUUUCAACGUCUUAAAAAGUCGAGUGAGGAAUUUUUAGGAAUAGAUCAGAAAUACGAUYACCAAUCCAGUCUUUUGUCAGGUUUUCAAGGUUUGAGUAGGACUAUUCCAACAAUAAUUCGUGAAAUAUUAUAUUCUAAGGUGAAAUGUCAUGGCUUUUAAAUGCAAAGUAUACGAGGUAUAUAGAAUCUAUAUUAAAACUGGGAUCAAGGCAGAGUAUUAAAACCCCUUUGUGAUACUAAUUGUAYUAAAGACAUACAGGGGUUUUCCUUGACAUAGAAUGACGCACUGCAUUGUGGUCUAGAUUCACUACAAAGAUCUUUUUCUUCAUGCAGCCAUAUAUAGUGUAUAUAAGCUAAACCACAGUGCAACAUGAUUUGUAUUUCAUAAUUUAAGUUCUAUUUUAAAAUCGCGCAAGAACAAGCGGCCGUUAAAAUACAAUACCAAAGAAUGUAUGCCUUAAAGAAUAUAAUGUGAUAAACGAUAUCAUCAACGAUAUCAAGCCAAAUCUCACGAAAAAUUAAGCUUACUUUACAUGACCAAAUUUCUCGCGCGAAACGAGGCGCCAUGUUUUGCGGCGAUUUUAUAGCAACCCUAAAGGUCAAAGCAAAUUCGUACAUGCUCGGAAUUUUAAUGCAAAUCGCUUCGAUUUUCACUCUAUGUAUGUGAAAUCACCGUAAAUUUAUAUCACGUUUUAGUAUAAACAUACUAAUCGUCUAUCACUCAUACUGCGCUGUGAUUGGYUACUCUACUAAUG